UUUACAAAUUGUUCUGUCAUUAAAACGAACAAAAUUUUACUUCCCAACAAAUUUAGUCGUUGCUGAACCUUUGACGUGAUCAUGUCGAAUCUGUACACCGAGUUGAAGAACGAGUGGAGCAAACAUGCCCCGAAUCUGAGCCUUUGCGCCUCUUUGCUGGAUGGCUUUAAACUGGAGCUGGUGAGGUCCAACUUUGGAACAAUCCAAGCUUCAUCGAGUUCGAAGCAGAAGGACCAGUUGAUCAAAUCCCGAGAGAUGCUGGAAAUCGCCGUGGAGCACAGCAUUACUAUCCGAGAUUAUGCUGCUUUUGAGAGAUAUAUGGCUCAGUUGAAUACUUAUUACUACGAUUACGAUAAGUACUUGGAAUCAUCGAAGCAUAUGCACAAGUUUAUGGGAUUAAAUCUACUCUAUAUGCUGGCCACCAAUCGCAUUGCUGAUUUCCACAUCGAACUCGAGCGUUUGCCGUCGGCUUUGCUGCUCCAUAACAACUUUAUCAAUCCCGUUUUGGCAUUGGAGAACUACUAUAUGGAGGGAAGAUACAACAAGAUACUGCAGGCAAAGAAAUCCAUGCCUUCGGAGAUCUACUCGAAUUUCAUGGACAUGCUGGUGGACACGGCUCGCGAGGAGAUUGCAUCCUGUAUGGAGAAAUCCUACCUCAAAAUGGCUCCGAAACAAGCCGCCCAGCGUUUGGGACUUCGUUUUGGUUCGAAGGAGCUUUUGGAUCUGGCCAAAAGACGUCAAUGGUGUCUGGAUGAGGAAGGGAACUACGAUUAUGCUGGACUCCACUCCAGACCAACGGAGAAGGUUCCUGCCAGGGACAUUGCCACCCAUAAUCUCACAUACGCCCAGGAGCUGGAGAAAAUUGUUUGAUUUUUUUUCAUUAUUUCGAUUUCUGUCUUUAAUCCCUUCAACUGGAAAAUAAUGUUCGGAGUUUAUACAUUCAUUUAAAAAUCAGUAAAUACCGAACCGGAAAUUUGUCAGAUUUAAUUUUUCACACA
Drosophila ficusphila is the source of this 998-nucleotide messenger RNA. It is a transcript of the gene Rpn12R, whose product is annotated as 26S proteasome non-ATPase regulatory subunit 8. Gene Ontology annotation, cellular component: proteasome regulatory particle, lid subcomplex; proteasome regulatory particle; cytosol. Gene Ontology annotation, biological process: proteasome-mediated ubiquitin-dependent protein catabolic process. The transcript has a single exon. NCBI's taxonomy places the organism in Eukaryota, Metazoa, Arthropoda, Insecta, Diptera, Drosophilidae. Bases 82 to 870 code for a protein of 262 amino acids. The record is from RefSeq and is a predicted model, not a curated record.